This is a messenger RNA of Hevea brasiliensis (rubber tree), 1970 nucleotides long. Its product is annotated as mitochondrial arginine transporter BAC2. Gene Ontology annotation, biological process: transmembrane transport. Gene Ontology annotation, molecular function: transmembrane transporter activity. The transcript has 2 exons. Lineage: Eukaryota; Viridiplantae; Streptophyta; Magnoliopsida; Malpighiales; Euphorbiaceae. The record is from RefSeq and is a predicted model, not a curated record. Bases 776 to 1705 code for a protein of 309 amino acids.
ACAUGCUUCUUCCAUAAAUUUACAAAGACCUUGUCCCGAGCAUUUGGCUUUUUUUGGUGCUAAACAGUAGGCUCAGAGGCCAGAGCACUCAACAGCUUUACAUCACUGUUAGUCCACGUGUCGUUCAUCCAUUGACUACAUAGAAAUUUGGCCGUUUCCUCUUCCUACUUCUGUCCCAACAAAGCUGGUGGCCUUUGUUUCGUUCCUUUCUUGCAAGAAAGAAACAGAGCAACCUAAAAAACGUGGUGUCUGUUCUCUUCAGGUUCUAGGGUUGCUCAUCUUUAUUUCUCUCCGCUUUCUCUUUCUUCCGUUCAAGAUUAAUUUCUUGAAUUCUAAUUCUUUUAAAUUUUUUCUUAUUUUUUCCUUUGCAAGAAAUGAGGUGGAUGUAUUGAGAAGAGAAAGCGAAAACGUUUAGAAAGACUUUUUCUUUUUUUUUUAUAGCAAUAGCUAGAUUACCCUUUCCAGACUUGAAAAGAAAGAGUGCAUAUAAAGGAAAUUUUGUGAGAGGUUUCUCUUUUUGGUUUUUUCUAAAGAAAGUAUAUCUAUGCAAAUUAAUUGGGCAGCUAUACAUUGAUAUUCAGAAAGAGUGGACGGUGGAAAGGAGAGUUUUCAAAGCUGUAAAUACGUGUAAGCAAAGAAGAUUAUACGUAUUAGUUGAUUGAUUUGUUAUAUGUUUUUGGUGUGCAAUAAAGAAAAAGAAAGAAUUGGGUUUGUGUCGAAACAAAGAUAAGUUUCGAGAUUUUGAGCUGUUCCAGAUAAUGAGAGCGAGGCCAUAAUGGAUUUUUGGCCAGAGUUUCUUGCUACAAGUUGGGGCAGAGAAUUUGUCGCUGGAGGUUUUGGUGGCAUUGCAGGUAUAAUUUCUGGAUAUCCACUUGAUACUUUGCGUAUCCGGCAACAACAGAACUCCAAUUCUGGCUCGGCCUUGAGCAUCCUCCGCCGCGUUAUCUCCGCGGAAGGGCCUGGUGCACUUUACAGAGGGAUGGGUGCACCCCUGGCAUCAGUCACCUUUCAGAAUGCCAUGGUUUUCCAAAUCUACGCUAUCCUUUCUCGAGCAUUUGACUCGUCUGUUUCGGUUAAUGACCCUCCUUCCUACAAAGGUGUGGCUUUAGGAGGAGUUGGCACAGGAGCUUUACAGAGUUUGAUGCUUACUCCUGUAGAACUGGUAAAGAUCCGCCUUCAAUUGCAGGACAAAAGUCAUGCAAAACUCCAUCACAUAGACUGUCACAAAGGUCCUAUAAGUGUUGCCAGGAGCAUACUCAGGACUGAAGGUUUAAAAGGAAUUUAUCGAGGCUUUUCCAUCACUGUCCUUAGAGAUGCGCCUUCUCACGGCUUCUACUUCUGGACAUACGAGUACAUGAGAGAGCAGCUUCAUCCUGGCUGCAGAAAGAACGGCCAAGAACGCUUAAGAACAAUGCUUAUUGCUGGAGGACUAGCAGGAGUUGCAAGUUGGGUCUGCUGCUAUCCAUUAGAUGUUAUAAAAACCAGACUGCAAGCUCAAACACCAUCUUCCCCACAAAAAUAUAAUGGCAUUCUGGAUUGUCUCAGCAGAAGUGUUAAAAAGGAAGGCUACGGCGUGCUCUGGCGUGGCUUGGGAACUGCUGUUGCAAGGGCUUUUGUUGUGAAUGGGGCAAUAUUUUCUGCUUAUGAGAUCGCACUUAGGUGUUUAUUCAACAAUGGAAGCGUUCAAACAGAGAACACGAUCUAGGGGAAAUUUAUCUCUCCUAAUUUGAAAGAACAGUCCAAGAAUUGCAUAUUGCACGCAAUCCUUUUUCAACACUGCUGAAUGAUCUAAGCAACUAGGAGGCUGGAGCCCUCCUCUUUUUGCACUCAUGGUGUAAGGUUCUUUAUAAGCGCCUGAUUAAAUCUCUCCAUAAGAAAGUUAAUAUACAGUUUUCAUUUUGCCUCAUAACUCUGUUUGGAGACAGAAACAUAGUAAUGAAUGAUUUUGCUCCUAAAUGGGACUUCAAAUC